Molecule: messenger RNA, 1362 nt
Organism: Penicillium digitatum Pd1
Lineage: Eukaryota; Fungi; Ascomycota; Eurotiomycetes; Eurotiales; Aspergillaceae
Source: RefSeq, a predicted model, not a curated record
AUGGGCACAUGGAAGGAUAUCCGGCCUCAGUUCUUGCCCGCUGUGAUCACCAUGUUUCUCCUCCUUCAGGUCCUUUUCUUAGUGAAUAUGUGCUAUCUUUAUGCGACGCAAUUCCGAAGUACCACCCGAUAUCGCAACUUCAAUCUGCUUUAUGUAGACUAUGAUGGUGGUGGUGUAAUUGGCAAGUCAGUGACAGAUGCCUACCAGCAAUUGCGAGGAGAAAAAUUCCCAACCUUGUUGCCGGAAUCUUCUAGUAAAUACGCCCAGCCAGAACAAAUUCGAGAAGCUGUUUGCCGUGGUGACUAUUGGGGAGCUAUCUACACCGCUGAUGAUGGAUCAGCUGGUCUAGCAUCGGCGCUGGAAAACGGGACCAGCCCGCCGACCUCUCUCACUUAUAUCUGGAACGGGGUGAGAUACCCGGUUUUCUCGCAGGCUGCGGUCUACUCCAACAUCUUGAAACUGAUUGAAACCACACGGUCAACUUACUACACCAACAACGGAUCUUCAGUCGCAGCAUCCGCUGACCUCUCUAACGCAGCCACCCUCAAAGCGUUCCUCGACCCCAUCCAGGCCGAAGAAAUCAACAUCAAGGGCACAGAGCAAGGUACAAGAGUCUUCUACAACACAGUAUCCAUGGUGAUGCCAAUACUCCAACAAUUCUUUUUCAUGUUGGCGCUGAAUGGGAUGUCAACGCACUUCGACACGUUCACCAGAUUGUCCUGGAAAGCUAACGGCCUGAUUCGCUUAAUAGCCUCGAUCCUCUACACCCUCACAGGAUCACUGCUAAUGACCGGCUAUAUCUGGGCAUUUAGAGAGACCUGGGGACAGCGAGAAAGUCGGUUCGCAUUGACUUGGGUCACCAUGUGGCUUCUGAUGCACACAAACUUCCUUUCUUUCGAUAUCACAACUGCUUUAAUCCCAAUUCAGUUCAUGCCAUUUCUUGUUCUGACUUGGGUCAUUCUCAAUGUCGCCAGCACCAUCAGCCCAUUUGAGCUGAAUCCGAAGUUUUUCCGCUGGGGUUAUGCUCUUCCUUCUCAUGAGGCAUAUCAAGUCCUCAUACAGAUCUGGUCUGGUGGGUGCAAUAAUCGGCUUUAUCGGGCGCUACCCAUUAUGUUCUCAUGGUGGAUUGUUCGUGUUCCCAUUGCAGUGGAUGCCAUGCAACAUCGUUGCAAAGCGGCUGUGGCUGCCCAGGAAGCCUUGGAUCAUGCAUGCCUGGGAGGUCAAUCCGAAGCUAAAUACACGGCAACGAACGAGACAGUGACGCCAGUAAGGGGACCGGGUCGCGAACAUGAGCAGAACGGGGACUCGGUUGAAGUUGUUCCUCUUCGUGAUAAUGGCCUAGGCAUGGAACCAUCCAAGUGA